AUGGCGGCACGCAUGGUCCCGGGGGCCACGCUAGUGACGGCCGGGUUCCUGGGGGCCGCGACGGCUCGACUCGACCCGCAAUUGCGCCAAUUUCUGUGGCAGAAAAACAUAAGCCUCAAGGCGUUUCGGCUAAGUGACUGCCUUGGCAAACGGGACCUGCCGCAGCUGACCGCAUUAUUCGAGUGGCUUGGAGGCUUGUUCGCCCGCGGAAUCUUGAAAGCCCCAGCGCUGGAAUACGUCCACUGGAAACAAGGGUCCGAAAAGUGGCUCCAGGAUGCCAUUUGGAAACAGGAGCAGGGAUCGGUUGGCCAACGGAAGACAAUUCUUGUAUUCGAAGAGUGA
Penicillium cinerascens is the source of this 342-nucleotide messenger RNA. RefSeq lists its product as uncharacterized. The record is from RefSeq and is a predicted model, not a curated record. The transcript has a single exon. NCBI's taxonomy places the organism in Eukaryota, Fungi, Ascomycota, Eurotiomycetes, Eurotiales, Aspergillaceae. Bases 1 to 342 code for a protein of 113 amino acids.